Messenger RNA from Osmia lignaria (orchard mason bee), 877 nucleotides. RefSeq names its product ribosomal protein L7 (gene RpL7). Gene Ontology annotation, molecular function: structural constituent of ribosome; RNA binding. Gene Ontology annotation, biological process: maturation of LSU-rRNA from tricistronic rRNA transcript (SSU-rRNA, 5.8S rRNA, LSU-rRNA). The record is from RefSeq and is a predicted model, not a curated record. Gene Ontology annotation, cellular component: cytosolic large ribosomal subunit. Lineage: Eukaryota; Metazoa; Arthropoda; Insecta; Hymenoptera; Megachilidae.
CGGGCAACUUCAAGUUCUACAGUUGGCUACCCCGAGAUGUUGAACGGUUGGCAACUUCUUUACCUAGCGGAAGAAUGGCGGACGCACCGAAGGAAACAACGGCCCCUCCCUCUAAAAAGCUGCCGGCAGUACCGGAGUCGGUACUUAAGAGAAGGAAAACCCGUGAAGCGGUGAAAGCUGCACGUCUUCAAAUAUCUCUCAAGCAACGUGCAAAUCAAUACAAGAAGAGGAAAGAAAUCUUCAAGAGGGCUGAAAAUUAUGUCAGAGAAUACAGAAGAAAAGAAAGAGAUGAAAUCAGGUUAAUGAGACAAGCGAAAAAUCGCGGUAACUAUUACAUCCCUGGAGAAGCGCGUCUUGCAUUUGUUAUCCGUAUUCGGGGUGUGAACCAAGUUGCUCCAAAAGUACGUAAAGUACUUCAACUUUUCCGCCUUAAACAGAUCAAUAAUGGUAUAUUUGUGAAGCUGAAUAAAGCAACAAUUAAUAUGCUUCGUAUUGUUGAGCCCUACAUCACUUGGGGGUAUCCAAAUCUGAAGUCGGUCAGAGAGUUGAUUUACAAAAGAGGAUUUGCUAAGAUUAAUAGGCAACGUAUUCCUAUUACAAGCAAUGCUCUCAUUGAGAAGAAACUUGGUCGUUCCGGCAUUAUUUGUGUUGAAGAUUUAAUCCACGAAAUAUUCACGGUGGGAUCAAAAUUCAAGUUUGCAAGCAAUUUCCUGUGGCCAUUCAAGCUUAACACACCCACUGGCGGAUGGCGUAAGAAGACUAACCACUAUGUUGAAGGUGGUGAUUUCGGAAACCGUGAAGACAAGAUCAAUGAGCUUCUCAGGGGAAUGGUUUAAAUUUAUAAAAAUCUUGAUAAAUAAAUGUUUAAAUACAAUAA